Molecule: messenger RNA, 2569 nt
Organism: Zootermopsis nevadensis
Lineage: Eukaryota; Metazoa; Arthropoda; Insecta; Blattodea; Termopsidae
Source: RefSeq, a predicted model, not a curated record
ACCAAGAUGCUGAGUAUGGCAAGAUCCAUCAAGUUUUCCAGGACUUUCGUCAGCCUGGUGACACCUGCCAGCCGCAGUGGCCACACGGUCUAAGGCAAGGACCUCGUGCACUUGGGCACUGGGACCGUCGGUUUGAAUCCCACUCAAGGUCCAUGGUGAGGAACCCGACUAAUAACAAAAUGUUAUCUUCAAAAACGAAUGAUAAUGAAAAUCUCUCAAUGUUAUCUUUCCAAAACAAGGAACAGCAGACAGAGGAACUGGAUAAAAGAUGCCAGUGCAAUUCAUGGCCAGUAAUGGAAGAUACAAUUAAUAAGCUCAGAGAUAACCUGACAGCUAUUGAGAGAAAGGUAGAAGAUGUUAGUGAAGCCAUUGUAGAAAGAGACAUGUUAUUAGCCAGAUUACAGAACUUUGAUAACGUGAAUCAGGAACUUGAGAUGCUUAAAGUUAAAGUGGCAGACCUGAUGCAUCACAAACAUAAUGGAGAGAAGAAAACUGAAAAGACGAUAAAGAAAUUGAAUGCGUGUGUAGAAAGGCUCCUAUAUGAAAAUAAAAAGUUAAAACAGGAAAGUGAUUGGAUUCGUUACCGCUGUGGAGAUAAAAUAACAGUUACCAGAAAUGAUGAAGCAGCGGGGCAUCUCUGUACCAAAGGACACAGGAAAAUCACAAAGAAACAGAAUCAUAUCAAGCCUGACCACCAGGGCAGCCAUGACUACAGCAACUACAGUGUCACAGACUGGGAUGACAACUGGUACGACUGGAUCAAGAAUUGGUGCGACUAUUUUGAGGACUGGUACAACGAAUGGUUUGAGGACUGGGAUGAUGACUGCGAUCAGGACUCGGAUGAUGACUGCAAUGAGGACUCGAAUUAUGACUGCGAUGAGGACUGGGACAAUGAUGCUGUCAAGAAUGAUGGGCAAAUCAAGGCAAUGGAUAUGCCACCUAAGGAUAAACUGUCAGUUUGUACCUGUGGAAAGGCCAAAGUGUUUACUCCCCCAGAUGAGCCUUCAUUACCCUACCUUCCCAAAUUGAAAGACUUCACGAAGCUUAAGAUUCUUGGAAAAGGAGGCUUUGGAAAAGUUUUCCUUGUACGCAAGAAUGGCGGUAGAGAUAACGGUGCAUUGUAUGCCAUGAAGAUGAUGGACAUCACCAACAAUACUUCUCGAAAAAAAAUUCUUCAAAUAUGCAGUACAGAACACAAUAUACAUCUAACAGUUGCUGACACUCCAUUCCUUGUGGCCCUCUAUUACACUUUCCAGACACUAUCAAAGGUGUGCUUCAUACUGGAGUAUUAUCCAGGCGGUGACUUGGCCACCUACUUGAAUGAGAGGAAGAAGCUUUCAGAAUGGGAGGCACGGCUGUUCCUAGCCGAGAUAGUCCUGGGUGUACAGCACCUUCAUGAGAUUCGAAUAAUCCACCGCGAUCUGAAACCAGGAAAUAUCCUGAUUGACUCUCUUGGUCACCUGGCUCUCGCAGAUUAUGGAUUAUGCAAACAUUUCCCGAGUGAUGCAAAGCAGGACAAACUUGCUUAUUCAAUGUGUUGCACAGAGGUGUAUAUGGCUCCAGAGAUGAUCCGACACAACGGCUAUGGCAAGGAAGUGGACUGGUGGAGUGUUGGUGUAAUUGCAUAUGAAAUGUUGGCUGGGUUCAGGCCAUUUGUAAUUAUGAAAGAAGAAGUCAUGACAAAACUCUAUCUUAAAAUUCUAUACGACAAGCCAGAUAUCCCAUCAUGGUUCUCAAUAUAUGUGGCAGAACUUGUCCAGGAACUGCUGAAGAAGGAUCCCAAAGUACGACUGGGUGAAGGUGAAGACGGUGCACAAAAUAUCAAGCAACAUUCAUUUUUUAAUGGUAUAGUCUGGCAAGAUGUGGAAAGGAAAGCAAUAAAGAUGCCGUACCGUCCACCUUUUGAUAUUAAAAAUGACGCCAAACGUGUUCAUAACAAUUUGAGCAAGGAACUUCAUACUCAUUCAAAUUGUAAUGACCACAUAACCCAGGCAUGCUUAUAUGUAGCCCCAUCCCUGAUCCCUAACCAGAGACAUAGACCAGAAACUUCAAGGAAGUGCCUGAACAAAAAUGAUCUUCAGACUCAGCAAUUUCAUGACAUCAGUGGCAACAUAUAUCCCGGCUGUAACCAACUUCAUAACAAGAAUUAUAGGAUUUGAGGUUUUCACAGCGGUGAGUCUGAAGAUAGCUGUCUUCUGCAUUGUUAUAACAUAGUCUGGCAUUAGUUUUACCAACGUUUCAGAGGUCCUUGCUGCCUCCAUUGUUCUGAUGAUGGAGACUGCAAGGACCUCUGAAACGCAAGUAAACUUCUACCAGACAACACGGUGUAACAACCCACAAGACAGCCAUCUUCAGGCAUUAUACUCACUGACGCAGAGACAACAGAGAUUAACAUCCCAACAACCAAAAACAUCAGCGACAGGCAAAACCCUUGACUUGAAGUGGAGAGGUGAGAAUUGGAAAUCAGUUGGGGUACCAUCUGCUGUGAACCCUAAAAAAUACGAGUUCUGUAAAGAUUUGUAAAUUUGAAUAAAAUAAUAGUUUGCAUAUGAUACAGAGACAUCAUUAA